Molecule: messenger RNA, 1069 nt
Organism: Aspergillus versicolor CBS 583.65
Lineage: Eukaryota; Fungi; Ascomycota; Eurotiomycetes; Eurotiales; Aspergillaceae
Exons: 2
Coding region: 138-983 (281 amino acids)
Source: RefSeq, a predicted model, not a curated record
AGCGCUUAGACAUAUACAUACAUCCAUGGUAGUACAUAGUAGUGCACCCCCAUCCUGGCGCGCUCUGUUUCCCCCUCCCUUUUUCGUCCUUUUUUUUCCCCCCCCUCUUUCACCUUUAAAAUACAAACCCAGACACCAUGAGUGGGACGAUAGUUCAAACGACGACGACAACGGGGGAUUCCUUCAAAGAGGCCGUGCCGGAUCGACGUACCCAGCCUGGUCUGGAGGCUGUAUUCCAGCAGGGUCCUGGGUUUGGAUACCCAGCGCAAAAUGGAUACGGAUAUGGGCAUGGGCAUGGAUAUUCAGGACCGCCUGUGCAGCAGGGGAUUGGGAAGAAGAAGCUGUUUUGGCUGUGGGUUGCGCUGGGGGUGCUUGUUGCGGCGGUGAUAGGGCUUGCGGUUGGAUUGGGGGUUGGGUUGGCGAAGAAUGGUGGAUCAGGAACAGAAUCAGAGGCUGUAUCAUCCCAGCCCUCCCCUACAGAAACAAACAACGACAGCUCAAAUGACGAAACAUCGCCCGCAACACCAUCUUCAUCCUCCUCCUCAUCAUCAUCACCCUCAUCAUCACCAACAACAACCCCAACAUCAACAUACACCUCCCCUUUCGACAACGACUCCCUAGACAGCACAAUAACCCUCUCCGGCGUCCAACAAACACCCCAACCCAGCCCAACCUCCAUCUGCCCCAACGCCAACGGCACAGUCGUCGUCCACCUCCCCGGCCCAAAGCGAUACCGGAUAUUCUGCGACUCGGAUUUUGCGGCUACGGGGAAGAAGGACCUUGCGUCGAUCGUGCUCGGCUCGUUUGAUGAGUGUCUGGGGCUGUGCAAUACGAUGAAUUACUUCCAGGAGCGCGAGGAUGUGGGAUGUACGUAUAAUGUGGACGGCACGGGGGAUCAGACGCCGGGGACUUGUUGGUGUCUGGGGGGUUCGUUGGAUGUUGUGACGAAUGUGGGGAAUGAGGUUGCGAUGCCGAUUGAUUAGUUUAUUUUAUUUUAUUUAUUUUAUUUUGUUUUAUUGUAUUAUAGCGGGUAGCGUCAGGUUUAUCUAAUGAAAACAAUAUGAUAUGU